AUGUCAUCAUUAUUAGAUUCAAUUAAAGCAAAGAUAUCAAAGUUAACACCGACAGAGGCACCAGCACCAAAGACUUUACAGGUGAUGUUUAUGUGUAAUGGAUGCUCGUAUAACUUUAAACAUGGAGAACCUAGAUAUGUUUGUACAGAGUGUGCAGGAAUAGAUCUAUGCAAGAAAUGCUACAAAAGAGAUCAGAAAUACUUUCAACAACACCCCAAUAUCAAUCAAGACCGAGAACUUGUAGGACAAGAGCCAACAGACUCUAGUGGUCAUUUACAACCUCCACUCUUACACACAGACUCUGCUCCCCUACCUCAUUCAUUUACACUUGAAACAAAAGCUCAAAGAGAAAUGACAAAUGAUAAUGUUGGUAAAACUACUUAUGAUUCAAUGCGUCAUUCAUUUAGAGAUAAUAAAAAAAGACAAUGUAUUGGAGUAAGGGAAAAGGUAGAGAUUAGUGAAAAGUAUCCAAAUGGAUUGGGAGAAUACAAGUGGAUGUUGUUUGAACAAUUUGAAGAAUUGGUAGAGUAUUUUGGACAAGCGUUGCGUGAAUUUGUACAAAGACGAUCGUUUGUGUCGAUCUGUGCCAACAAUCGAACGGAAUGGUAUGUGGCAGAUAUAGCUUGUAUGUUUUAUGGUUUGCCAGUUGUACCAAUGCACCAUCAAGUCAACUCUGAUGCCAUGGGAGAGAUUCUAUCCAAUUCAGAGACACGUGUGAUUGUCUCGUCAAUUGAUAUCUGUGCUAGCAAGGUCGUUGAAUUGAUCGAUUCAAAACGAUACGAUGGAUUGAAAUUAGUGGUUGUACUAGAAGACACUAGUAACACUAAACAAUACAAUCAACAACGUUUGGAUAGUCUAAGACAAUCACUUCCAUCGACGAUAGAGAUCAAAACCUAUGCUGAAAUGUUGACGAUUGGUAAAAAGUUAUUUUCGUCUAGCAAGACUGCUCAUAAACACGAUCCAAUGCAACCAGAAGAGAUCAUAUCGUUGGUCUAUACAUCUGGUAGUACCGGUGUGCCAAAAGGAGUCAUCACAUUGGACAAGGAAUGGAAUGCACAAAUAUCAGAGUCUUACAUGUCCUAUCCAAGCUCAUCGAUUAGUUAUCUAACACUUUCACAUUCACAAAGACGUUUUGAUCAUAAAAAACUGUACGUUGGUACUAGAAUUGGUAUCUUUUCGGGAACUAUGGAUCUCUUGUUUGAUGACAUUCAAAAAAUUAGACCAUCCAUUUUUUGGGGUGUUCCAAGAGUUUGGAAUUUAAUCUAUUCCCUUUAUCAAAAUGAAUUGGAUCAAUUUAUUAAAUUAAAUCCUUCAAGUUCAAAAGAAUAUUGUGAAGAAAAAUGUUUAAAAAAGAUUAAAAAUGUAUUGGGUGAUAGAUUAGAGGCGAUUGUAACAGGUGGAGCACCAACAAGUGAAGAGGUAUUGAAAUUUAUGAAAAAUUGUUGGCCUGGCGUUGGUAUUAGUAAUUCUUAUGGUCUUAGUGAAGUGAUUGGUAUAUUUAUAGAUGGUUACAUUCAACAUGACAUUGAAUUUCGUAUCGAUCCAGUGCCAGAAUUUGGUUAUUAUCCAACCGAUCUACCAAAUCCUCGUGGUGAGCUAUUGGUCAAAUCAAAGACAAUGACAACUGGUUAUUAUAAUAAUCCUCAACUUACUGCUGAAUCAUUCCAAGAUGGUUGGUUCAAAACUGGUGAUAUCGUUGAACAAAUUGGUAGUCGUAAAGUUAAAAUUAUUGAUCGUAAAAAACAUGCUUUUAAAUUAUCAAAUGGUGAAUUUGUUGCACCAGAAUUAAUUGAAAAUAUAUUUAUGGGUAGUAAUUUAAUUGAACAAAUUUUAAUUUAUGGUGAUGCAAUGAAAACAUUUUUAGUUGCUAUUAUCAUUCCUCGUAAACAUGUUUUGGAUGAAUUUGGUUUAUCAUCUUUAUUGGAUGCUGUAAACUCUAACAACAAUAAUAAUGAUCAAACAGAAGAAUCAAUUAGAAUUGAAAAAGCAAAUAUUUUAAAUCAAAACAAACCACUUUUACAAAAAUUAUCUUCUGAAAUUUUUAAUAUUUCUUUAAAGAAAAAGAUGGCAAAUUAUGAAAUACCAAAAAUGUUAAGAUUAGAUUUAACAAAAUGGACAACAGAUAAUGAAUUGAUAACAGGAUCUGGAAAGUUUUGUAGAGGAAAAUUAUAUAAAUAUUAUAAAAAUGAUAUAGAUAAUAUGUAUAAUGAUUUAUCAAUUAAUAAUAAUAAUAAUAUUCAACAACAACAAAUUUCAACUACAAAUAAUAAUGAAGAAAAUAUUAAUUCAACAUUGAUGGAUUAUUUAAAAAAUACUUUACAAAUUGAUUCGGCAAAUGUUGGAAAUUUAAAUGAUUUUAGUUUUACUCAACUUGGUGGUGAUUCUCUAAGUGCAAUUAGAUUAUCAAAUUUAUUAAAAGAUAAAGCAAAUAUAAAUAUAGCACCAUCAAUUAUAUUAAAUAAUAAUAAUAAUUUAACAAAUUUAUCAAAUUUAAUUAAUAAUAAUAAUAACUGUCAAGAUUAUAAUGAUUCAGUAAUGGAAAGUAUAAAUUGGAAUCAAGAAUUUAUGUCAUUGGAUAAAUCAAUUGAUAUUGGUGAUAAAAAGAUUGGAGAAAUACCAGUAGAUUCACCCAUUCCAAUUGAUGUAUUUUUAACUGGUGCAACUGGGUUUUUGGGUAGUUUUAUCCUCCACCAAUUACUAGGUCAAGAAAAUGUUGGUAGAAUUUAUUGUUUGGUUAGAUCAAAAGAUUCUUUUAAUUUAAAAGAACAACAAGAUAAAUUGUAUAGUUUAAUGACUGAAAAAUAUAAAUUAAAAUUGGAUCAAACGGAAAUGGAAAGAGUUGUACCAAUUAAUGGUGACUUGUCACUUACUCUACUUGGUCUACGAGACCAAGAAUCAUUUAAAGAAUUGGCAAACAGUGUAGAUUUGAUUAUACAUAAUGGUGCAACUGUUAAUAUGGUGAUACCAUAUGCCAAUCUACGUGCCACCAAUGUCGGAGCAACCUGUGAGAUUUUUAAAUUGGCAGCUGCCGGUGAAAAGAUUAAACCAGUUUCAUUCAUCUCGACCAUGGGAGUCUUUGCCUACCAAGACAAGGAUAUCCAAGAGUCGGAUGUCCCACCAACCGAUCAUAUCGGUCAAAUGACGGGAUACAGUCAAUCCAAGUUGGUUGCCGAACAGAUUGUUAGAUAUGCCUACAAGCGUGGAUUCCCCGUUUGCAUGUUUAGACCUGCCACCAUCUACUGUGACUCGACCUCUGGUAUUGACAAUGACCACGAUUUUGUCAGAAUGAUAUUCAAAGGUUUGAUCGAGCUUGGUGCCUGUCCCGACAUCAACACGAUUCACGCUGGUGGUGUAUUCAACCUUUCACCAGUCGAUUGGGUGUCUCAGUCAAUCGUCAAUCUAUCACUCACCAACCAAUCCUACACUAGAAAACACCAUCAUGCUCCAAUCCCAAUCUACCAUAUGAUCAAUGAAGAACAUGUUAAAUUGGAACGUGUAACUCGUAUAUUAUCAACCGUUCAACCAAUGCAAGAGGUUCCAUUCCAACAAUUCCAACAAUUGGUCGGUCAAGUCCAAGAUCACAACCAUGCAAUCUAUCCCAUUCGAUCGGUAUUUAAAAAUAAUUUCCCAGGUCACUAUCGUUUUAAUUAUUAUUGUCCCUUUACUACCAAACAAUUAUUCUCUCUUGGUCUUGACAAAUGUCCUAAAGUUUCAAACAAAACUAUAGAAUUAAAUUUAAUUUAUUUAAAAAAUCAAUUAAAAAAUAAUUAA
This is a messenger RNA of Cavenderia fasciculata, 3771 nucleotides long. RefSeq lists its product as uncharacterized. Gene Ontology annotation, biological process: long-chain fatty acid metabolic process. The coding region runs from base 1 to 3771 and encodes 1256 amino acids. The record is from RefSeq and is a predicted model, not a curated record. Lineage: Eukaryota; Evosea; Eumycetozoa; Acytosteliales; Cavenderiaceae. Gene Ontology annotation, molecular function: long-chain fatty acid-CoA ligase activity. Gene Ontology annotation, cellular component: endoplasmic reticulum; membrane. The transcript is spliced from 6 exons.